UAAACAGUGACGCCACGAUCAACAGGAAGUUUCAACCAGCUUUGUUUACCAACUUCUCGCUCGUUGAGAAUACUUUUCAGCUGUGUCAAGUUGUUUGCGUUUGACGUCGUGGCGUAUAGAAAUAGAGUUACAUUAUUUUCUUAUGCUCGAUUCGUCUGUGAGAUGUCGUUGAAUGCAGUAAGUUAGAUGCGUAUGGAGAGCGUAAAGCAUGAGGAGGUCACUGUAUGUGUACAGUGAAUCAGCUGAUUAUUUCACGUGCUAACCACACUCAUGAUUUAUCUAGAUCGGUGUAAUCAUGCGCAUCAUAUGCAUCUAAAUACAACCAUAGCGGUAAAACUGCUAAGAACUUGGCUUUUACCCAGCGAGUAAACUCGACUUGCUUCUUUAUUAAAGCUCAUGUAAGUGUAAACAGAAGUGAAGAUGCCGUGCACGUGUGGAAACUGGAGGAGGUGGAUUCGGCCUCUGGUGGUGGUACUGUACAUCCUGCUGCUCCUGGUUGUCCUUCCACUCUGUAUCUGGGAAGUGCAAAAAUCACAGGCUGGUGCUCACAAUAAGGCGUGGUUCAUUGCUGGUGUAUUUGUGUUUAUGACUAUACCCAUCUCACUGUGGGGUAUACUACAGCAUCUAGUACAUUAUACCCAACCUGAGCUGCAAAAACCUAUUAUCAGAAUAUUAUGGAUGGUUCCUAUAUACAGUCUGGAUAGUUGGAUUGCGCUUAAGUAUCCCGGUAUUGCCAUCUACGUAGACACAUGCCGAGAGUGCUAUGAGGCCUACGUCAUCUACAACUUUAUGAUCUUCCUACUCAACUACCUGGGAAACCAGUAUCCCAGUCUGGUGCGGAUGCUGGAGGUGCAGGAGCAGCAAAAACAUCUCCCCCCUUUGUGUUGCUGCCCACCAUGGCCCAUGGGAGAAGUACUGUUGCUGAGAUGUAAACUGGGAGUUUUGCAGUACACGGUUGUGAGACCUGUCACCACAGUCAUUGCAUUGAUUUGUCAGCUUUGCGGGGUCUAUGAUGAAGGUAACUUCAGUUCUAAAAACGCCUGGACGUACCUGGUUAUCUUCAAUAAUCUCUCUCAGCUUUUUGCGAUGUACUGUCUUGUACUCUUCUACAAGGCUCUCAGAGAAGAGCUGAGUCCCAUCAAACCAGUGGGCAAAUUCCUCUGUGUCAAGCUGGUGGUCUUCGUUUCAUUCUGGCAAGCUGUGGUUAUUGCCCUCUUAGUGAAGGUAGGCGUAAUCUCAGACAAACACACCUGGGACUGGGAUAGUGUGGAAGCCGUAGCCACUGGAUUACAGGACUUCAUUAUCUGUGUGGAGAUGUUUUUGGCAGCCAUUGCCCACCACUAUAGUUUUACCUACAAGCCCUACAUACAGGAGGCAGAGGAAGGUUCCUGCUUUGAUUCCUUCAUGGCCAUGUGGGAUAUCUCAGAUAUACGGGCUGACAUCUCAGAACAAGUGCGCAAUGUUGGGAGAACUGUUAUGGGUCAGCCAAGGAAAGCAUAUUUUGGGGAAGAAGCUUACCAGGAUGAGAACACUGGACUGCUGUCAGCCGGUUCUCAUGACCCUGUGGUUGAAGCCUCCUCCACUCCUCCAUCACCUAAAGGCCGUUACCAAGGCAUGGGACACACUGUAACCCCCCACUCCGUUUCCGCUCCUGCUAACCUCGGAUCCGCACCAUGGGAGGGAGAUGUGGAUGACAUCACUCCUACCAUGCUAUCCAGCGAUCAUAUAGACCAACAUGGCUCAGACUAUGCUCCAAUCACUUAGCAUACCACAGGCUACAGCAACCAAAGCUGUUAUAGUUAAUGCACAUUUGCAGAGGCGGACAGAGUACACAGGUUCAUUACU
Molecule: messenger RNA, 1845 nt
Organism: Misgurnus anguillicaudatus (oriental weatherfish)
Lineage: Eukaryota; Metazoa; Chordata; Actinopteri; Cypriniformes; Cobitidae
Source: RefSeq, a predicted model, not a curated record